AUGGCGCUCGACCGCUUGAAGCAAGCAGCCUCGCACAUUACGGGUGUUGGAGAGCCACCACACCCAUUUGAUCCUUUGAGCGAGUCGGAGAUUGAACGCGCAGUCGCUAUCAUCCGGAAAGAGCACAGCGAUGUGUUCUUCAACGCCAUCACCUUGUUAGAGCCGCGUAAAGCGGAGAUGAUGAAUUGGCUGAAAGAUCCUGAGCACACUCCACGACCACAUCGAGUUGCUGAUGUAGUCUGCAUUGGCCGCGGCAGCAAAGUGUAUGAUGGACACGCAGAUUUGACCGAAGGCAAGAUCAUCAGCUGGGCGCUGACUGAUGAUGUUCAGCCACUUAUCACAAUGGAAGACCUGCAGAUUGUGGAGACGAUUGUGCGGAAAGACCCAAAGGUCAUCGAACAAUGCGGUCUGAUUGGCAUUCCACCAGAGGACAUGCACAAAGUGUACUGCGAUCCCUGGACGAUUGGUUACGAUGAGCGAUUCGGCACCAAAGUUCGUCUCCAGCAAGCGCUCAUGUACUACCGCCCACACCCCGAUGACUGUCAAUACACGUACCCAUUGGAUUUCUGCCCAAUCUACAACUCCGAUACCCAGGAGAUCAUUCACAUUGACGUCCCACCAGUUCGUCGACCGCUGAAUCAGGCCCCGCCAAACAACUAUCACGCAGCUGCUAUCGAGGCUGAAGGUGGUUUCAAGACAGAUUUGAAGCCCAUCAACAUCACACAGCCGGAAGGCGUCUCAUUUAAAUUGGACGGCAGAUACAUCAGCUGGGCGAACUGGAAGUUCCACAUUGGCUUCAACUACCGCGAGGGCUUGGUUUUGUCCAACAUCACGUUCGACGACAAGGGCACCGUUCGCGAUACCUUCUGGCGCCUAUCGCUCGCAGAGAUGGUCGUACCUUAUGGCAACCCAGAACACCCACAUCAGCGUAAGCACGCGUUCGAUCUAGGAGAAUAUGGCGGUGGCUACAUGACCAACUCACUUAGCCUGGGCUGUGACUGCAAGGGCGCAAUUCACUACAUGGACGCUGCUUUUGUCAACCGAGCGGGCCAGGCUACAACGAUCAAGAAUGCUAUCUGCAUUCAUGAGGAAGAUGCCGGUAUCCUGUUCAAGCACACAGACUUCCGAGAUGACAGUGUUACUGUUACUCGUGCUCGCAAACUCAUCAUCUCGCAAAUCUUCACAGCUGCAAACUACGAGUACUGCGUAUACUGGAUCUUCCAUCUUGACGGAACCAUCCAGCUGGAGAUCAAAUUAACCGGUAUCUUGAACACCUACGCGAUGCUUCCAGGCGAAGAUUUGAAGGGCUGGGGAACUGAGGUGUACCCCGGAGUGAACGCGCACAACCAUCAACAUCUCUUCUGCAUGCGCAUUGAUCCCAAUAUUGAUGGACCAGAGAACACCGUCUUCAUGGUCGAUGCGAUGCGUGGCGAAGGCGAAGUCGGUAGCGCGGAAAACAAGUACGGCAACGCUUUCUACGCGAAGAAGACGAAACUCAGCACCCCUGAGCAGGCGGCAACUGACUACAAUGGCGGAACGAGCAGAACAUGGGAGAUGGCCAAUACGAACAAGCUCAACCCAUACAGCAAGAAGCCAGCUUCCUACAAGCUGGUCAGCAGGGAAGUGCCUGAUCUGCUACCAAAGCCUGGAAGUUUGGUAUGGAAGCGCGCCGGUUUCGCGAGACAUGCGGUACAUGUCACGAAGUACGACGACACACAACUCCACCCAGCAGGCCGUCACGUCCCCCAGACUUCUGGUGAGCCAUCCCAAGGCAUACCCGCCUGGAUCGAAGCCAACCCAAACGAAAACCUCGACAACACCGAUGUCGUACUGUGGCACACAUUCGGAAUCACGCAUUUCCCUUCACCGGAAGACUUCCCGAUUAUGCCUGCUGAGCCCAUGACGCUACUGCUGCGACCGCGCAACUUCUUCACACGUAAUCCUUGUAUGGAUAUUCCGCCUAGCUAUUGCAGCGUUCCGAGUGGUGUUAAGCAGGGAAGUACGCUUGUGGAUAAGUUGAGUCGCAUGGCGUUUGGGGAGGAGAAGAAGCCUGAGAGCAAGGCGGAUGCGAGUUGUUGCUCGGAUCAGAAGUUUGGUGCGGGCCCUGAGGAUGUUCCUGCCGAUUUGGACGGCCCACCAUCCGAACCCGCAAUGCCCCGCGCAUUCCCACCCGUAGAGCAAAAUGAUAAAACGAAACGAGCAAACGUGCCAAGGAGCGCCCUAUCUGCAUCUCUGGUUGAGAGCGUAGCUGGCUUCAGCGCUGGCGUUGUCUCUUGUCUUGCUGCCCACCCACUCGACUUGCUGAAGAACCGCCUUCAACUCAACACGACCAGUCGAUCGCGACCUGGCGACUCAUACCGCAUUCUACGAAACGUGAUUCGAGAUGAAGGAGGCGUACGAGCACUAUACAGAGGACUAUGGCCGAACCUUCUCGGCAACAGUCUGGGUUGGGGUCUAUACUUUCUGUUCUACGGAAACCUUAAAGAAUUGUUCCAAAGUAGGAGGCAGAAGGGCGAGCAUCUGGGAAGUGCCGAGUUCUUCUCCGCAAGUAUCAUCGCUGGUCUCCUCACCGGUGCCUGCACGAAUCCUAUCUGGGUCGUGAAAACGCGCAUGCUCGAGCGUGGCGCAAACCACCCUGCCGCAUACAAGUCCAUGAAGAUUGGCCUCCAACACGUAUACGAAACCCGAGGACUGAAGGGGCUUUGGGCAGGCUUCCUGCCUUCGUCGCUGGGUGUGCUGCACGGCGCCGUACAGUUCAGCAUAUACGAGAACAUGAAGAAGAGAAGGGGGACGCAUAUCGGCGGGCAAGACAAGCUGAGCAAUUGGGAAUACGUCUAUAUGAGCGGUGGAAGCAAGCUACUUGCUGGAGCAAUCACGUACCCGUACCAACCUAUACGGGCGCGGUUGCAGCAAUACAACGCUGCACAGCAGUAUAAUGGGCUGCUAGAUGUGCUCAGGAAGACGUACCAGAACGAAGGGUUCCUGGCGUUUUACAAGGGUGUUAUACCCAACACGCUACGAGUCAUCCCAACAACAGUCGUCACGUUCCUAGUAUACGAGAAUACGAAACUAUAUCUACCGAAGAUGUUUGCGGAUGACGAGCAUCAAAGCCAUGAUGAAGAUUAG
Molecule: messenger RNA, 3126 nt
Organism: Alternaria conjuncta
Lineage: Eukaryota; Fungi; Ascomycota; Dothideomycetes; Pleosporales; Pleosporaceae
Exons: 6
Coding region: 1-3126 (1041 amino acids)
Biological process (GO): amine metabolic process
Molecular function (GO): copper ion binding; primary methylamine oxidase activity; quinone binding
Source: RefSeq, a predicted model, not a curated record